This is a messenger RNA of Hyalella azteca, 1893 nucleotides long. Its product is annotated as beta-1,4-glucuronyltransferase 1. Lineage: Eukaryota; Metazoa; Arthropoda; Malacostraca; Amphipoda; Hyalellidae. Bases 4 to 1482 code for a protein of 492 amino acids. The record is from RefSeq and is a predicted model, not a curated record. The transcript has 6 exons.
CAGAUGCAGUGGCUCAAUAUGGCUUUAUUUCGGUCCAGGCUGAUGCAAGUGUCGUUGUUGACAAAUGCGUGUUUGAUUGCCUACCUUUCCCUCGAGCAAUUUUUUGUUCAUGAAUCUUGCAGUCAGAUUUUCACUCUGUCUCCAUCCCAUCACCACUGGAAUGAAGCUAAUUCAGGUAUCCAACUUCCCAGGAACACUGCACCCUAUUAUUUUGAACAGACUGAAUUCUCACAGCAGGUUUCACGCCCCAGGGACGAUACAACUGUUAACUCUAACAAGGUGCAGAUAAAACAGGAGGUAACCGAACAUCUGCAUGCGUCCGGCAUCUCAAAUGGUGCCCCUGAUCCUCCUCCGCUUUCCCUCGAGAAGAAAAUGUUUCCAGAUUUUCGUGGAUGUGCCUCUCGUCCGUCGUUGCCAAUCCAAAGCCAACACGGCGAGUACUGGAUUCUCGAGAAUUACAUUCCUGCCGAUCUGUCCUUCCGAUGCGAUGAAUCUAUCACUUACACCACGCACGGGGACUACACCCACCUCGACAACAUUGAAACCAUCACCUCCAGGUGGCAGGGUCCAGUGAGCAUUGGCCUAUAUGCUCCUGGAGGCGACUUCAACAUAACCACAUCAUCCAUCAUGUACCUCAGAGACUGCAGGACAGAGAGCAUCAGGAAAUAUGUGACUUUCCACCUUAUCUAUCACACAGAUCACAUCCCUGAGAAGAUACCGACGACGGAGGAGUUAAUGGGCCAAAAGAUGAACUGUAGUGUAGACCCGCCCAAUUGGAUGAACGUCACAUCGUAUCGACGUCAGAAGGGACUUGUAUACCCCAUCAAUGUUGCAAGGAACGUUGCCCGCAGGAUGGCAACCACAUACUUCGUCUUCCCUUCAGACAUCGAGCUUUACCCUUCCGUGAAUUUUAUUCCAGAAUUUCUCGAAAUGCUAAAGAAACCUGACGUGUCGAACACGACUCAGCCACGGGUGUAUGUGUUCCCCAUCUUCGAAGUGGAAGAAAGCUCGCUUCCACCCAAGACCAAAGAGGAACUCAUCAAGAUGCUUGACAGCAAACACGCAAUCCCAUUCCACGAGCGAGUCUGUAAACCCUGUCACAAUAUCCCCCAUUCCGAGGAGUGGCGGGUGGCCACAGUGAAGCCAGGGCUGUCGGUAUUGAACGUGAGCAGGCGUGAAGGUGCGUUUAAGCAUUGGGAGCCCUUUUACGUAGGGACACACCGUGAACCUCUGCAUGACGAACGCCUCUCGUGGGAGGGCAAGAGCAACAAGAUGACUCAGGCGUACAUCCUCUGCGUACGGGGCUACGAGUUCCAUAUCCUCGACAACGCCUUCCUGGUGCAUCGGCCGGGCAUCAAGAAGUAUCAUCGGUAUGACGCGUCUCGAGAAGCAAUCGUGGCCAAGCAGACUCGACUCCUCAAAGGCCAUAUUUUGCCCGAGUAUAAAGUGCUCUUCGGGACUAAAUCGGAAUGCGUACUCUAACCGCAAACUUUUCUUGCAGAGUGGUCACUCCAUUAUUAAACGAUUCUUGCUCAGAAGAGAUUGCAGUAAUUGUUUCAUUGAAAUGUAGACGGUGUUUUCGAGGAACUCUCUUAUUGUGAUGGAUAAAAUUUGCCAAAUAUCAUGCCCAAUGAUUUGACGGAAUCAUAUAAAUUUUCAAGUUUCAACAUCGAGUGCGUGCUUAUAUUUUAGCAAAAAUGCGAGAAACUUUUAAAGGUUCUGAAUAGUUGACGUCGUAUAGCAUAGUUAGUUUUUGAGGAAAAUAUAUUAAACUUUUCUUACAGAACUAUUCUUUACGUGAAAUUUUGAACAAGAAAUUCAAAUUUGUAUUAUGAUACGAACCAUAAAAAUAGUACAUUUCAACUUCUAAGUUUGUUGAAAAAACGUGGACGA